Messenger RNA from Zalophus californianus (California sea lion), 2105 nucleotides. RefSeq names its product transcription factor AP-4 (gene TFAP4). The transcript is spliced from 7 exons. The record is from RefSeq and is a predicted model, not a curated record. Gene Ontology annotation, cellular component: nucleus. Bases 1 to 1272 code for a protein of 423 amino acids. Gene Ontology annotation, molecular function: protein dimerization activity; RNA polymerase II cis-regulatory region sequence-specific DNA binding; DNA-binding transcription factor activity, RNA polymerase II-specific. Gene Ontology annotation, biological process: regulation of transcription by RNA polymerase II. NCBI's taxonomy places the organism in Eukaryota, Metazoa, Chordata, Mammalia, Carnivora, Otariidae.
AUGCAAUUCCUUACUCCGCGGAAGGAGGCCGGGGGAGUGCUGAGUUUUCACCAGCUGUUUCCCGCCUUGAAACAGACAUCUGAUCAGCUGCAAACACACACACACAUACACACGCCCGGGGAGGCAGGCCGGAGAGACCUCCCUCCCGCCCCUCCCGCCCGCCUCCCUCCCCUCGCCGCCGCCGCCGCCGCCGCCAGCAUCUGGGACCGGCCGUUUCUGCACCUCCGUCCGGCGCUGCCCUUUGAUUCGGAUUUCCAUCUUGCAUUCUCCGGCGGACCGCGGGACCCGGCUCGUGCAGAGGAGGGGGGCCGAUCGCUAUGGAGUAUUUCAUGGUACCCACUCAGAAGCCUUGCCAACAUUCCACUGACCCCUGAGACUCAGCGGGACCAGGAGCGGCGGAUUCGGCGGGAGAUCGCCAACAGCAACGAGCGGAGGCGCAUGCAGAGCAUCAACGCGGGCUUCCAGUCCCUCAAGACCCUCAUCCCCCACACAGAUGGAGAGAAGCUCAGCAAGGCAGCCAUUCUCCAGCAGACGGCAGAGUACAUCUUCUCCCUGGAGCAGGAGAAGACCAGGCUUCUGCAGCAGAACACACAGCUUAAGCGCUUUAUCCAGGAGCUGAGCGGCUCAUCCCCCAAGCGGCGGCGGGCGGAGGACAAGGACGAGGGCAUCGGGUCGCCAGACAUCUGGGAGGACGAGAAGGCAGAGGACCUGCGCAGGGAGAUGAUCGAGCUGAGGCAGCAACUGGACAAGGAGCGCUCGGUGCGCAUGAUGCUGGAGGAGCAGGUGCGCUCGUUGGAGGCCCACAUGUAUCCGGAAAAGCUCAAGGUGAUCGCACAGCAGGUGCAGCUGCAGCAGCAGCAGGAGCAGGUGCGGCUGCUGCACCAGGAGAAACUGGAGCGGGAACAGCAGCACCUGCGGACCCAGCUCCUGCCCCCUCCGGCUCCUACCCACCACCCCACAGUGAUCGUGCCGGCACCACCCCCUCCCUCCCACCACAUCAAUGUUGUCACCAUGGGCCCCUCCUCGGUCAUCAACUCUGUUUCCACGUCCCGGCAAAACCUGGACACCAUCGUGCAGGCGAUCCAGCACAUCGAGGGCACCCAGGAAAGGCAGGAGCAGGAAGAGGAGCAGCGGCGAGCGGUCAUCGUGAAGCCGGGCCGCAGCCUCCCCGAGGCCCACGCCUCUGACACUGCCUCUGAUUCGGAGGCCUCGGACAGCGACGCCAUGGACCAGAGCCGGGAGGAGCCAGCAGGGAACGGGGGGCUUCCCUGACCACCCCCCAGCCCUCCUUUCCCUUCUUGGGGCUGGAGGGGGCCGGUGGGGCAGCAACAGGGAGCAACGCAGGUGAACGAGUGAGGAAUUUUUACAAAAUUACGACGUCAUUUGGGUCUCUUUUAUGACCUCUUUUUCAAUACUGUAAACCCACCUUGGAGCGAAGCCACCUGACCUGAGGUCCCGGGGGCUGGGGUGGCAGGAGCGUGUGGGGGCACCGGGACACCUGGGGCUGGGCCUCGCCCCGGAGGCCAGGGGGAGCUGACACAGGUGCCUGGCCUCUCUCCGCCAAAAAGCAUUUUUUCAUUUAAACAUGUUUUUAAGAACAGGGAAAAUCAAACAAAACCCCAAGGUAUUCUGCCCUCCCCAGAGCCAGCCCUAGACCGUCAGUUUUUGACUCCUUCCCUCCUCUUUUUGGUUUUUUUCCUUUCUCCUUUAAGCACUUACAUGGGUUGGGGGGUCUGGCUGGGUUGGGGCUCUCUGGGGGUCCGGGGGUCUACAAUGCUUCUCGGUUGGGGUUUGCUGCUGCCCUUCUCCCCUCCCCUCCCGGCCUCGGCUCAGCACGAGGAUUCGCCACUCCCCACCACCACCCAGCCCCACCUCUCCCUCCAGGUUUCCCAUCUUCCACCCCAAAAAUGUCUUUGUCUCUCUCUUUUUGUUUUGUUUGUUGUUGGUUCUUUUUGGUUUUGGUUUUGUUUAUCUUUUCUGUUUUUUGUUUCUUGUUUUCUGUUUUUGUUUUUGUUUUUUUUUUUUACAAUUUUGAGGUCUUUGUGUUCAAGGAGAAGCUAUUAUAUUUUGUUAAGAAAGUGGGGGGAAAAAAACCAAGAGGCCAC